UUAAGUGCAACACUAACGCUGUGUUAUCAGUUACCUUUAAAAAUGUAUAAAAGUAAAUAUAAAACUCAUUUAGUUAUUCGGUUAAUUUAGCGAAAUGGUUUACUUAUUUACUUGACAUAAAUUUACUAAAGACGACAUGGUGAAGAUAGAGUGAUAUUUAUUGCAUAACUAUGAAAUAGGUUAUUUUUCUAUUGUCUAUAAUAAAUAUUAAAAUUUAAAGUGAUACUAAUUCAGUGCCAUGGAAAAUAAAGAAAAAAAACCACAUGGAAAGUCUUAUUUCGCGCCAUUAUUUGCGGGAGCCAUAGCCGGUGUUUCAGUAGACAUUACCCUGUAUCCAUUGGACACGCUCAAAACUCGGUUACAGAGCCAGCAAGGAUUCUAUAAAGCUGGCGGUUUCUCUGGAGUAUAUAGAGGCUUACUCACUGUGGCAACAACAUCUAUACCAACUACUUCUUUAUUUUUCAUGUCAUAUGAGACAACUAAGAAAGCAUUUGAACCGAUGGUGAAGACGCAGUACGCUUCACUUGUGCAUAUGUUGGCAGCUAGUGUCGGAGAAGUGUUAGCCUGUAUAAUCAGAGUACCAACUGAGAUAGCAAAACAAAGGAAGCAAACAUACACCGGCUCUGAGAAGAGAAGCAGCAUCCGGAUACUUGUGCAUGCGUUUCGCACUGACGGCUUCCGUAAUGGGGUAUACCGUGGCUUCUUGUCGACCGUUGUGAGAGACUUGCCGUUCAGUUUCAUUGAGUUGCCGCUGUGGGAGCUGUUCAAAACCUUCAUCAAAGAUAGGAACGAUGGGCAGAUUACAAGUUUUCAGAGCGGGCUGAGCGGGUCGGUGGCGGGCGCGCUGGCGGCGGCGGCCACCACCCCGCUCGACCUCGCCAAGACGCGCAUCAUGCUGGCGGAAGACUACGCCGCCACACGCAAGGUGCGCAUCCGGCCCGUGCUGGCCGACAUCUACCUGCAGGCCGGUCUGCGUGGCCUGUUCGCCGGCGUCGCGCCGCGCAUGACGGCCUUCAUGGUGGGGGGGUUCGUCUUCUUCGGCAUCUAUGACCAUUCGAAGACUGUCUUCGAAAAGUAUUUUGACAGAUAGUAUAUGGGACAUGCUCACAGACACAUGAACGAACAGUUUUAUAAUUGCAUAUUGCAGUUUUAAUAAUAAAGUCAACAGAGAUUUUCCUAUACAAAAGUAUUUGUUAAAUACUAUAUUUAGGUUGCAUUAUGAUAAAUAACAAAAAUGGGUAUUUUUACAACUUUGCUAUUGUUUUAAUGUAAGGCGCAUUUAAUGUCACAUUAGACAAGGUCGCGGCCGCUCGUCGUCAAACGUCACGUGAUGUCGUAAAUUAAUUACAGAUUAUAUAAAUUAUAUGUACGUAGAUUUCAUCGUUAAAGUUUAUAAAUAUUUAUUAAAAAAUGUU
Messenger RNA from Nymphalis io (European peacock), 1415 nucleotides. Its product is annotated as S-adenosylmethionine mitochondrial carrier protein-like. Gene Ontology annotation, molecular function: S-adenosyl-L-methionine transmembrane transporter activity. Lineage: Eukaryota; Metazoa; Arthropoda; Insecta; Lepidoptera; Nymphalidae. Gene Ontology annotation, cellular component: mitochondrial inner membrane. The record is from RefSeq and is a predicted model, not a curated record. The transcript is spliced from 6 exons. Bases 239 to 1090 code for a protein of 283 amino acids.